GAGAGAGAGAGAGAGAGAGAGAGAGAGAGAGAGAGAGAGACGCACACAGCCACGUAAACGUAGUUGUAAAACGAGCGGGGGAGCGAUCUGGUGGGGUAUAACCGGAAACCAACGGCAGUCUCCGCGGAAAAGAAGCGAGAGCGGGUUCGAGGGAAAUUAGUGUCAGGCCGGUUGUUGUCGCGAGAAGUAGAGAAACCGCCCCGAUUGUAAUUCUCGGUGGUGUGGAACCCUAGAGGUGUGCACAUGGUCGAGGUGCAACAGUUGCGCGACCCCUUGGAGGGGGAAACGGACUGCAACCCUUACCCAACGACCACCUCACCCCUGCUCGCUGGCUUCGACGGCUUUAGGAUUUCGACGGAGAGAUGCAGGAACAGAUCCAAUCGGAAACUGAAGGGCGACGGUACGACAGUGGUGCUCGAGAAAGUGAGCAAAGACAAAGUUGCGAAGAAAACGAAACUGAAAACGGUGAAGCCGAGGACCGCGGUGCCCUACAUGGGCAAAGGCUCGAUAGCUGCAAAAGUAUGGGAAACUUUUGCCGCCGUGAGGAAAACCCGGGUACCACGCGACAUCAUAGAGACGGCCUCGAUCGUUGCUCUGGAUCAUGUGAAGGUGUCACCGUGUUGCGAGAAUUUAAACGACAGUGCGCUCUACGAUGAGUCGAAUUCUUUGAGCGAGGUUUACGACCUCGUGAAGAACAUCAUUGCCCUAGACAAAGAGUCAGGUUUGUUUCAAAUUCACCUCUAUUCACGUUUUUUUAUUCGCGAUGUAAACUCUGGAAUUCUUAGGUAUAGGUAUUAACCCUUUGCACUCGAGAGAUGACUCUCAGUCACCAUUAGGUUUCGCGCAGCAAAUCUACAAUACCUAAUGUUUCUUUAGGUUUCAUUUCUUUGGAGCUCGAAGUGUCGAUAUAUAUAUAUAUUACAAAAAACUUCGUCCUCGAUUUGUCUAAUUGAGACACGAUGAGUCAUGAAACUCAAAUCAUAUUAUCAUGCAUAGUUUACAAAAGUAGUGCGGUUAGGAAAGUGUUAAAAGUAAGACGAUUCUUUGUCGUCAUAACCACCACUUACUAUCGUCACUGCUCAGUAUAUCAGCGAUGAGUUAAACAUACCUCCCGUUUUUCUUCAUUCUCCGUACUUAAUGAAACAUCCAUUCUAGGAACAAAAAUUAGGAAACAGUAACUUUGCUACAUAGCUAAAUAUUAUUUGUAUGAAUUUACUUGCAUGAAUUACAAUACACUCGGUAUCAGGUCAUUGUAAAAUCGAAAGUAAAGUUCGUGUUAUAAUUUUUGUAGAAUAAAGUAAAUUCCUAUCUAGGUUAAAUUUUUGUGGUCACGUUCGAGAAGAUUUUAUUUUCCAUAAAGAUCCUUAAUGUAGCGAUAAUAAUAGACUCCAUCUCAAUUACAGUUUUUCUAUUCGAUACAAAAAUUGAUUUCCGUUGUAAAUUGUACGGGAAUAUAUGUAAAUUAAAGUGAUUGCAGCUGUUUGUUCAUCGCUGACAUUACAUCGCUACAUAGCUGUUCAUUAUAACAAUGUCUGGCUAUAAUUUUAUUUCUUUUUUACUCUUGCAUCCUUA
Hylaeus anthracinus is the source of this 1572-nucleotide messenger RNA. RefSeq lists its product as uncharacterized. The record is from RefSeq and is a predicted model, not a curated record. NCBI's taxonomy places the organism in Eukaryota, Metazoa, Arthropoda, Insecta, Hymenoptera, Colletidae. The transcript is spliced from 2 exons. Bases 244 to 798 code for a protein of 184 amino acids.